Messenger RNA from Thalassophryne amazonica, 1676 nucleotides. It is a transcript of the gene sars2, whose product is annotated as seryl-tRNA synthetase 2, mitochondrial. Lineage: Eukaryota; Metazoa; Chordata; Actinopteri; Batrachoidiformes; Batrachoididae. Gene Ontology annotation, biological process: mitochondrial seryl-tRNA aminoacylation. Gene Ontology annotation, cellular component: mitochondrion. The coding region runs from base 124 to 1656 and encodes 510 amino acids. Gene Ontology annotation, molecular function: serine-tRNA ligase activity; ATP binding; tRNA binding. The transcript has 15 exons. The record is from RefSeq and is a predicted model, not a curated record.
AUGGCGUUAUAUUUUUUCCCCAUUUUCCCAAAUGCCACAUGUCAAAAAGACACGCGGUCUACUCCUCCAGAUCAGUAGGUGGCGGUAGUCAAAGCGCCUCACAGUCGACCUGACGUUACAAACAUGGCGGUAUAUUUCGGCAUGGUCGCUCGGAUUGGGCGUCCUGCGCUGAGUGUGUUAAAACCGGCGGUUUCACGAUGUGCCGAGCGUCCGAGGAGCGUGGUGAUGCCGCAGCGCUGCUGCUGGCACGGAGCCCGGAGCAGUUUGUACGAGCAUGUCCGUGAAGGCUACAGCCACAAGCCGACGCUGGACAUGAGGACAGUGUGCGAGCAGACCGACAGAGUGAUCGAGAAUGUAGAGAACAGGAAGGGCGAGCUACGAGGACACGACGUCAGGGACAUUGUGCAUGUGUGGCAGCAGCUUGAAGCAGUGAGGAAAGAAGUCUCUGAGCUGGAGCAGCAGAAGAAAUCCAUCAGUAAAUCAUUCAGAACAUUAGUGCUACCAGAGUACAACCUGGCGCUGCAGAGAGGCAGAGAUCUCCGCAGCAGACUGAAUCAGCUCCAUUCCAAAGAGACUGAACUGGAAGAGGAACAUUACAGCCGAGCUCUCAGAUUGCCCAACACCACGCACCCUGAUGUGCCCGUUGGAGAUGAGACCCAGGCAAGGGUUUUGGAACUGGUGGGACACAAACCAGAGUUUGAUUUCAAACCCAAAAGCCAUGUGGAACUUGGGGAAACAUUAGGACUCAUAAGGCAGAGGCAUUUGUCUCAUGUGUCAGGUCAGAGGUCGUACUAUCUCAGGGGAGCCGGGGCCAAACUUCAGACUGCACUUCAGAACUUUGCCCUUGACAUAUUACAACAACAGGGUUUUAUUCCCAUGGUUGUACCUGACAUGCUAAAGGGGGCAGUGUUUGAGGGUUGUGGGAUGCAGCCCAAUGCUCAUCAGUCUCAGGUCUACUCACUGGACCAGGUCCGUUUCCCAGACUUAAGCCUGGCUGGGACAGGAGAAGUUGGGAUUGCAGGCUACUUCAUGGACCAUGCAGUUAAUUGGAAGGACCUGCCUGUUAGGACAGCGUGCAGUAGCACAUGCUACCGAGCAGAAACGGCAACAGGCAGAGAACCAUGGGGGAUCUUCAGAGUUCAUCACUUCAACAAGGUGGAGAUGUUUGGAGUAACAGCAGAUGAGACAGGGGAAGAGAGCUCUCAGCUCCUGGAGGAGUUUGUCUCUUUACAGAAAGAGAUAUUCUCUGCACUGGAACUACACUACAGAGUCCUGGACAUGCCAACACAGGAACUGGGCCUUCCAGCUUAUAGGAAGUAUGACAUUGAAGCCUGGAUGCCUGGGAGGAACAGCUAUGGAGAGAUUUCCAGUGCGUCCAACUGUACAGACUACCAGAGCAGGCGCCUCAACAUCCUCUACGAGCAAGAGGACGGCUGCCUGCAGUACGCCCACACAGUGAAUGCUACAGCGUGUGCUGUCCCUCGAACCAUCAUUGCUAUCCUGGAGACUCACCAAACCAAAGAGGGAACGGUGCGUGUACCCCGAGCCCUGCAGCCAUAUUUGGGUCUUGAAAUGAUAGAAAAGCCAAACUAUUCUCCACUGAAAUACAUCGGACCAAAUCAACGCAAACAGCCACUCAGGCCCAAAAGCAGAUGAUGCAAACACAAAACUGAUGC